Molecule: messenger RNA, 2172 nt
Organism: Sorex araneus (European shrew)
Lineage: Eukaryota; Metazoa; Chordata; Mammalia; Eulipotyphla; Soricidae
Gene: VRK3
Product: VRK serine/threonine kinase 3
Exons: 15
Coding region: 277-1845 (522 amino acids)
Biological process (GO): peptidyl-serine phosphorylation; signal transduction
Cellular component (GO): cytoplasm; nucleus
Molecular function (GO): protein serine/threonine kinase activity; ATP binding
Source: RefSeq, a predicted model, not a curated record
AGAGGCGCCGCGAGGGCGUCUGGGAAAUGGAGUUCCGGCUAGUCAGAGCCCCAGGGCAGUCGGGAGGUGGGCCUCGUCUGCGCGGGCGCCGGCAGCGAGUGGGAUGCGCGCGCAGCGCCGUCCGCCCGGGCGGAAGUUUCCGCGGGGCCGCCAAGGAUGUUGUUAAGGAAGAGUUUGCAGCACAUUGAAGCCAAGGGCCAGUCUGUGACCCCCUAAAGGGACCAUGCUCAGGACCUUGUGACGCCAGCUGCUCCUCCUUCCCGUCUGUUCUCUAGCAUGAUCUCCUUCUGUCCAGAAUGUGGCAAAAGUAUUGAAUCGACAUUCAAAUUCUGCCCUUACUGCGGAAAACUGUUGCCAAUAGAACAGCACCAUGGCGCUGAUGCCUUUCUCAGACCACCUCUGGCCUCCUUCCGAGGCUCAAGGAAGGUGGCAAGGGCCCGUUCUGAAGCCAGCAAGAAAAUCAAGUGGUCCAGCUCUGUCUCCUCUGGCCCCUUAUUCCUCUGCCCAGACUGUGAGAGUUCCGGGUCCGAAGACACCCUGAGUCCCUGUGCAAGAGCCAGAGUGCCACAAGCCCCUGCAGGCACCAGGAGUGAAAACACAGUCCUCAAAGCCAGCCCACAGACCAGCCAGCAGAGCACGCAGACCACCCGGCAGAGCCCGAAGGCAGCCAGGAAGAGCCCGCAGGCAGCCAGGAAGAGUCCAAAGACAUCCACGCAAAGCCCGCAGACCUUGCGAUGCCCGCAGACCUCGCGAAGCCCGCAGACCUCGAGAAGCCCGCAGACCUCGCGAAGCCCGCAGACCUCGCGAAGCCCGCAGAAGCCAAAGCGGAGGAGCCAGGUGACCGCUUCACUCGAGGCUUUCCCAGAUGGAACACUGCUAACCGACAAGAGUGGAAAUCUCUGGAAACUGAGCCAUCUCCAGGCCAGGGGCGAUCAGGGCAUUCUGUAUGAAGGUACUCUGUCCUGGGCUGAGCCGGCCUCUGCAUCCACCUCCAAGAGCAGUUCCCAGAAAAAAAGGUUCUCGCUCAAGCUGGACUCCAAGGACGGACGCUUGUUCAAUGAGCAGAACUUCUUCCAGCGGGCCGCCAAGCCUUUGCAAGUGAACAAGUGGAAGAAGCUGUACUCAGUACCUCUCCUGGCAGUGCCCACCUGUGUUGGUUUCGGCAUUCACCAGGACAAGUACAGGUUCCUGGUGUUUCCCCAUCUGGGGAGGAGCCUGCAGUCAGUCCUGGAUGACAACCCGAAGCAUGUGAUGACGGUGCAGUGUGUGUUCCAGGUGGCCUAUCGGAUGCUGGACGCCCUGGAGUUCCUCCAUGAGAACGAGUAUAUCCACGGCAAUGUGACAGCGGACAACAUCUUUGUGAAUCCAGAGGACCUAAGCCAGGUGACCCUCAUGGGAUAUGGCUUCACCUUCCGCUACUCCCCAGGUGGGAAGCACGUGGCCUAUUCAGAAGGCAGCAGAAGCCCGCACGAGGGCAACCUCGAGUUCAUCAGCAUGGACCUGCAUAAGGGCUGUGGGCCCUUCCGUCGCAGUGACCUCCAGUCUCUGGGCUACUGUAUGCUGAAGUGGCUCUACGGAUUCCUGCCAUGGACAAAAGACCUUCCCAACACCGAGGAAGUCAUGAAGCAGAAACAGAAGUUUCUGGACAACCCAGAUGCUCUCAUGGCCCAGUGCAGCCACCGGCUCAAAUCCUCAGAGACCCUGAAGAAGUACCUGAAGGUGGUGAUGGCCCUCCAGUAUGAUGAGAAGCCGCCCUACAGCGUUCUGCGGAACAAUCUUGACGCCCUGCUGCAGGACUGCCGGUUGUCAGCCUACGACCCCUUGGACCUCCAGAUGGUGCCGUAGUUUUGCCUUCUAGGAUUCCCAACUUGCAGUCUGAAAUCAAAGAAGAAAUGUGACUCCAGGCCUGCUGUAGAUUCACAGAUGGUCUAGAAAGAUCCAUCACUUUGAUUGUGCAUUCCUGCUGCUGCUUUAGGCCAGUCCUGCUCCUGGGCUGGUGUUAGUGUCUCGGCCCAGCCCCCAGUCUCGGACACUGUGAAGUCUCGUUCUUCUUUCAGGCUAGCCCAUUCCUUUCAUCUAUGUCGCUGCAGCGGCAGAGCCAGGGCCAUCGACUCGGUGGGAUCCAUCCUCUUCUGACACCCCUGUGCUUUGAUAAUAAAUUGUUUUAUUGGA